UGUGCUUGCCGACGCUCCUUCUCGUCGGCUCCUCCACGCAGAGCAGAAUCGCGGGCUCAUGUGUCAACAUCCAGGCUUUCCCCCGGGGAGGCGGAACGUUAUUUCAUAAAAAAAAAUUCUGGUCAACAUUUUUUUUGUUUGCUUCCGAAAAAAAAAAAAAAAUCCUAUUCUUUUAGUAGUCAUCGGCGAUUGUUCUGACCGUCCAGACCAGGAUUGUCGCUACGGGUCUCCAUCCAACGUCGUCGCCCACCAUGACAGAGUACAAAGUGCGAAUAGCGAUCGUUUAAAAAAAUCACAUAUCCGGGCGACGCGUUAGCUUAGCGAGCCAGCCAAGCCCGCUCGGUCGGAGCAGACGACGCAGACUCGGCGAGGGUGCGGACCGCUGCUGACAUGAUGUUUCCUCAAUCGAGGCACUCGGCAUCCGCUCAGUCCGGCCAAGCUCUCAAGUUUACCACCUCGGACUCGUGUGACCGCAUCAAGGACGAGUUCCAGUUCCUCCAAGCACAAUACCACAGUUUGAAGUUGGAAUGUGACAAACUUGCCUCAGAAAAGUCGGAGAUGCAGCGUCACUACAUCAUGUACUAUGAAAUGUCCUACGGGCUGAAUAUUGAAAUGCACAAACAGGCUGAAAUAGUCAAGAGAUUGAACGGCAUCUGCGCUCAGGUGUUGCCUUACCUGUCCCAGGAGCAUCAGCAGCAAGUCAUGGGUGCCAUCGAGCGAGCCAAGCAGGUCACGCCCCCUGAAAUGAACUCCAUCAUACGGCAACAGCUGCAAGUGCAGCACCUGUCCCAGCUGCAGGGUCUGGCCCUGCCCGUGGCCCCGCUGCCUCUGGGCCUGACCCCACCCACCCUGCCGGCCGUUUCGUCCAGCUCGGGCCUGCUGUCGCUGUCUUCCAUCUUGGCCAACUACUCUCACGGUCAGGCCCAGGCAGCCAAGGAGGACAAGGCCCGCGACGGCGCCGAGAGAGCGCCCAGACCGGAGGACGGGGACAAGUCCGACUAAAGGGUUUCUGACGGGUCUCUGAGGUAAAGCUGUCACUGUGUGCGCGGAGGUGGGUGCCAGUGUUGUUAAGAAGAGCAGAGACAAUGUCUGGCGAGGAGUGACGUGUAGAUAUUAUUAUUUAGUGGACUUAGUAGACUCAUGCUUGUAGAUUUUGACUUAGACGCCAUUGUAGUGCAAGCCACUGUUUGUUUGUUUGUUUGUUUGUUUGGAGUGACAGCCUUCACGCUCUUCUUCUUCUUUUCAUUUCUUUGCUUCCCCUCCAGUCCCUCUAACGUUCCUCGGUCCUUCACUUAAUUACUGGACCUUUGUUCAUUUGUAGUCCAAUGAAAAUGUUUCUCAAAGGAACAGUCAACCUCAAAACGUCACCCUUCACUUUUUUAAAAAAUAUUUACUUGAUUUUACUACUUUAUUUGUUUUGCAACGCCACUCAGCUGCGUACCUCAAUCCCAUCUGAUGGGGUUUUAUUCCAUGACAACGCUUUUGGAACGUAUCGUGUACUUGAUCCACCUGAGGCUGCUUUGGAGGGGAUUUGUCUUAAAAAGUUUUUUUUGUGUGAAACUGCAGGCAGAUUAGAAAUGGAAAUUAUGUGCUUGCGUGUGUGUGUGUGUGUGUGUGUGCGUAUUUGGGGAGAAAAUUAAAACAUUUUUUAUUUGUUAUGAUUGAACUCUUACUUGCUUGAAGCACCUUUUUUUUUGUUGAACCUGAGAGGGACAAGCAGUAGAAGAUGGAUGGAUGGUUUACAUUCUUACAACAGCUUCCCCUGCUGGUCCAGUCUUUCUUUGAUCAAAACAUACAGAAGAGAAGUCACUUUUUUCUCUCGCUUGAUUAACGGCAGCUUUUCUUUCAAGCAUAUAAAUAACUAGAAGGGUCACACUGACAAAAAGAAAAGAUAAGGGUUAAAAUAAUAGUAUUUUUUUGCAUAAAAGUACAAUUUAGUUUCCAUAAAAUAGUAUGUUUUGUUUUUAUACAAAAAGUUAUUUUUUUCUUAAGUUCUAUUCUAAAUUUAAAAAAAAAAAUCUCAUUUCUACUUUACUUUUUUAUUCAUGUGAAAAUAUUUUUCAGUUUUUUUUAAAUAAAAUUAUAUUUCAUAAUUUAAACUUUCUUUUUCAUAGAAAGUUAAGACAUCAUUUUCGUAAAAUUCAACUCUUCUCUUUUUACAUAAACGGACAUCUUUGGUGCAUCAAAUUACAAAUUAAAAACAAAUCCCUUCCCCCAAAAUUACAAUUUCCGUUCUAUUUAAUUUCCAUUUCAUUUGUUAAAAAAACAAUUUGCGCAAAUUAAUAUUUUAAUUGUAAUGUUUGAUUUUUCCUCAACUUCCUUUGGCAAAACUUGUUUUGUCGCAUAAAAUAAAGAAGAGUUUCGAGUAAAAUUAUGACACAUUUUUGGUAAUAUUACAACUUUGCUCUUGCAAUAUUCCGCUAAUCAAUUUUCAAUGCAGACUUUUCCUAUUAUUACAUGUUUAUUCAUUGAAAGUUAGUAAGUAAUUCUGCUGUGAUGACUGAUGUGUCCUGAAUGAGGUAUAAACUAAAUAUACACACAAAUAUAAAUGCAUAUAAAAAAAUCUUACAAUAUUUAUUCACAGGGUAGUUUAUUUUAUUUUUUUUGUGUGUCAGUUUUGGAAUUAUCAAUGGCGCUUCUGCAUAUGGCCAGCAGGGGGCAGCGCUGUUCUCAUUGGCACUUGGUGUGACGUCACACACUCGCAAGGCUGAUCUGAAGUCAGUUAGAAUGUAGUUCUUUCAAACCCCCAACCAGAGCUUAGACAACUCCCUGAAAACUUUUUAUCUACUUUUCUAAUUGCUUUUUCUCCAUUUACCUAUUUCGUAAAAGCACUUAAGUGGCGACUCUGUGCUAAAAUAAUUUCCCCCAAAUAUGAAAAUGUCCUCCCUGGUAACAGUCAAAUGAAUGCUGUGUGCGUGUUUUUGGUUUUGCGCUGAGAAGGGCCAAUUUGUAUACAUAUGAAUAUAUCAAUAUACAUAUUUUUUAAAGCAUUUUUGUAUGUUUCAAAGCUGCUUUUUAACGUGUGUGUAACAUGGAAGAUUUGUUGUGUGUGUGCGUGUGUGUGUGCGCGCGCGUUACAUUAAGAGGCACAAUGUCCAUUUUUGUUUUUCCUCUCUCUCAUCCUCUGCAACACUUUGCUCAGUUUGUAAAUGUUUGAUCCUUUUUUUGUGAAAAACAAAAAAUGUGUUUUCGAAAGCUAAGACAACAACAAGAAGAAGAAGAAGAAGAAAAAAAAAAGAAAAGAUGUAAAGUGGAAAAACUGUGUAAGCUAAUGACAACAAAUCAACCUUUUAGCAGUAAGGGAGCUUCUCUGGUGCCUUACAAAUAAAAGAUGUGAUUGAUUGGA
Nerophis ophidion (straightnose pipefish) is the source of this 3346-nucleotide messenger RNA. Its product is annotated as TLE family member 5-like. The transcript is spliced from 7 exons. Gene Ontology annotation, biological process: negative regulation of canonical Wnt signaling pathway; regulation of DNA-templated transcription. The record is from RefSeq and is a predicted model, not a curated record. Gene Ontology annotation, molecular function: protein binding; transcription corepressor activity. Bases 391 to 1002 code for a protein of 203 amino acids. Gene Ontology annotation, cellular component: transcription regulator complex; nucleus. NCBI's taxonomy places the organism in Eukaryota, Metazoa, Chordata, Actinopteri, Syngnathiformes, Syngnathidae.